Messenger RNA from Durusdinium trenchii, 2379 nucleotides. Lineage: Eukaryota; Dinophyceae; Suessiales; Symbiodiniaceae. The record is from the annotation of a GenBank genome assembly.
CGCCGCGCGGCGGCCGACCCGCGCGUGCCGGCGCCGCCGGCGCCACGGCUGGCUGCGACGCCCAAUGCAGAGGAGGUCAUUGGAUGGGUCCUACAAGCCAUGAACAGCAACAUCAACACGCUCCAGUCUCUCAGGAUGCCCUCAUGCACUGCAUCUUUGCUGCUCUACCGUCAGGUGGCCACCCAAAAUGGGCUGGCAGAUUCGGAGGAGACCCCGCACUGGCCUUGCUACGAGCUCUCGAAAGACAUCCUCAAUGAGGAAGGUGCCCAAGAGAAUGUCUUGGCGGUGCUGGAGCGCUUGAAAGAGGCCUUUCAGGUGAUGGACAGCUUGGAACAAAAGCUUCAGGGCCUGGUUGGCCGCUACUGCGACAGCAUGACCUUCUCUCCUGUACCCAGUGAUGCCUUGCAGGACCUUGCAUCUCAGAUGAUCAAUCUCGGGGAGAUGAAGAAGCAGCUCCUUGAUGUUCAGGAGUCCUACCCUGUGAAUGGCAUUUUGCUCCUGGAUUGCUUGACCCUGCAGAAGGACCUGAAUCACGGCUGGUCAGAUCGACUGGAUGAGCUGAUCCGGAAGUCACAAGAAGAAAUCGAGGCCGCCUCCAGGCCAGUGCAACAGUGGACUUCGGAACAUCAGGGCACCAUCCAGGCGCUUCCGCCCACAGACAUCGAAAACUUCUUGCAGUACCUGCUUCGUGUUCAGAGGAUUCAAUUGGACUUCCCCCAACACCAGAAGCAGGUGCAGCAGAUGCAACACCUGGAGCUGCUGUUGCACCAGAUAGGCGGAGUGUUGGAUUCCUUCUACACCGAUAUGAUUGUCCAUUCGAAGGAGCGGACCACCGAUUUCAAGAGGGAGUUGACCAAGAGCCUCGAGAGAAUCGAGGUAUCCUCGAAGCGUUUCAUUGAAGCCUUGCAACAGCAGAAGCCUACAAUCUUGCAGAAGUUGCAGCUGUUCAUCCAGAGUCUGCAAGAUCCAGCGCUACAGACGCUUCAGAGCGACACCUUUGGAGAACUCGAGGCGGAUGACAUGGCUCCCAGCAAGGCCUUGCUGAUGGCCGAGCACCGUGGGGAGGAGCUGAAGUUCUCCUUCCAGGAUCAGCAAGAGACCCAAUACAUCCUCAAGACGGAGGCGCUUCUGACGAAGAAGUCGCAGGAGCUCCAGCAGCUGGAGGAAUUGGUGAGGAAUUGGACCGAGAAGUUGCGAUGUCUCGGUGUCGAGAAUGCCACGUGCGAGGAGAAGUUCACGGAGGCCCAGUCGUUGCUCGAUCCCCUGGCCGAGCUCUGGUCGGCCGCUGCGGAGUUCUUGGAGGUGCUCCGCUUCUGUGGCGAGGCAGAUCUGUGGUCUUUUGACCAGGAGCUGUGCUGCUCCAAAUGCAAGGACAUGUCAGAGCAACUGGAGGACAUGUUGCCGAUUUGCAUGUGCGUGGAGCUUCAUACCCGCUGUGAGCUGCUUCUGGAGAUUCUCAACUUGGCCCAGAUCUUCAAGAGUCAAGAGCUCCAAGAGGUUCACUGGCAACAGCUGGAUGCCAUGGUAGACAAGUGGAACUUGAAGAUCCUUCAGAACCUCAGAACCAGGUUGAACAACAAGUCGGUGAUGCUUCAGGAGCUCGUUGAACUGAAUUUGCUGAGCAUCAGGGAGCAGCUCCAGGAGGUCUACCAUCAGGCCCUGCGUCAAAAAGAGAUCCGACAAGAACUGCAGGCCCUACAGCUGCGCUGGUCCAAAGCACGGCUCAGAGUUGAGCGCAAAUCCAAGGCCGCGGCAGCCGAAGAGGCUAAGGAGGCCAAAGAGGCCAAAGAGCUGAAAGGAGAAGCCACGCCCAGGCGCCGAGCAUCUGUCGCCAUCUCCCUGGCGGAUGCACGAGCUGUCUACGAAGGCCUGGAGAAUGGCUCCGAGAUGCUUGAGGACUUGGAGGCCUCGCUGCUGGCGGCGGCGCAACUCCUCUGCCGCGCCGACUCCUCGGGCGGAGCACUGGCCGACGAGCUCCUGAAACAGGCACCGCUUGGCCCAACCAGACUUGGUCAAGAUGCAAGACGUACUGGAGGAGUGGUUGCGCCUUCAAAACCUGAAGAUAGAGAUCAAGUCCGUCUAUGCAUUGCCGGAAGUCCGCGAUGCCAAGAGUUCGGAGUUCUCCGAGCUGAAUGCCAUCGAGAAUUGGUGGCAGGAGCUGAUGGCCACUGUGGAGUCGCAAAAGUUAAUGACCAAGGUGUUGCUGAAGGCCAAUUUGCAUGCUGAUCUCUUGCAGAAGAUCUCGGAUUUGGAGCGAUUGAAAGAGGACAUGGGCAGCGUCUUUGUCAAGAAACGCAUCUGUGAUGCACUCUAUAUAUAUAUAUACACAUGGUCUUCUCAAGUGAGGUAUGGGCCAGUAAGGGCAUACCUUGAGUUGCA